Paramuricea clavata is the source of this 3652-nucleotide messenger RNA. Lineage: Eukaryota; Metazoa; Cnidaria; Anthozoa; Malacalcyonacea; Plexauridae. The record is from the annotation of a GenBank genome assembly.
AUGGCGUCAAAAUACGUCUGUUAUGUUGCGUCAAAUGUGUGCUUGGUGUUAUGUUUCUUUGUGAUCCUUAGUAGUUCUGAACGUCUCAGCCCUUGGAACAAGACUGCCUUUAAUGAUAACGCUAUUUACUUCAUCUCACAAUCUGCAUCAAAACCUGAAAUUCAUGCAUUUUCCGUUCGAAAGGUGACCCAUGAACUUAAGGGUGCAAAACUAUCUCAAACCAUCCUCUUGACAUGUAAAAUUUUCCAACGUGCCUCACUGGCUAUGAUACUAAUUGCCCUCUCUGGAGAUAUAGAACUUAACCCCGGCUUCAAAUUUUUAAAUGACAUCAAGAAAAAUAGGGGCCUAAAGAUUGCUCACUUAAAUGUUCGCAGCUUACGAAACAAGAUCGACCAAAUCCGCCUUGAAGUGUUAAGCGUGAACUCAUUGGAUGUUCUUACCUUAUCAGAAACCUGGCUAGACUCAACAAUCUUAAACUCUGAGAUACAUCUACCCGGAUUUUCGUGCGCAAGACGCGAUAGACAUGGUCUUAAGUCUGGCGGCGGAACUAUUAUCUACCUGAGGGAUGGCCUGCAAUUUCGUGUUCGGGGCGAUCUUAACACUGCAGAUAAUGAAUGCACAUGGGUCGAAAUCAUUCGUAAGAAUUGCAAGCCUCUCCUGAUAUGCUGCAUUUAUAGACCUCCAGACCAAGACUGUGCACGAUUUAUCUCGGAACUUGAUGAUUGCUUGUCUAAGAUAGAUCUGGAUAAAUGUGAAUUGAUUUUAUUAGGUGAUUUCAACGUAGAUCAAUAUAAUGGCUGCAAACAGAAUAAGCAAAAACUUAUGAACUUUGCACGUUCCGUGGAUAUGUCUCAAAUUAUAACAGAGCCAACUAGAAUAACUAGCACCACUCGGUCAUUGAUUGAUUUGGUUUUCGUCAAUAAUCAACAUCGUAUUGUCGACUCCGGUGUAGUUUCGUUAUCCUUGAGUGAUCAUUCUUUAGUUUACUGUGUAAUAAAAUCAGGUGUGAAAAAGGCUCCCCCUAGAACAAUUGAAUACCGCUCGUACAAGUCCUUUAAUGCCAAUACUUUCAUUCAAGACUUGAAUAAUGUACCUUGGCACGUUGUCGAAAAUGAAAGCGACAUUGACAGUGCAGUACUGAUGUGGAAUAAAUUGUUCUGUGACAUCGCCGAUGCCCAUGCACCUGUCAAACGUCGUCGUGUAAAAGGCACACAAGUACCAUGGAUGAACAGUAAGAUUAGCGAAGCUAUGCAAGAUCGCGACUACCAUCAUCGCAAAGCCGUAAAGUCAAACAAAACCUAUCAUUGGAAUAUGUACAAAAAAUUGAGAAACUUUGUUAAUAAAGAAGUUAAAUCGGCCAAGUCCAAAUACUACUGCGAGCUAAUUGAACAAAGUAAAGGUGACUCCAGCAGGAUUUGGAAGGCGGUUAACGAAGUUUCGUCACGCGAUAACAAGAGCUCCACCCCGCAGUACAUUGUCACUGAUGGAGUAAAACACUCAGACCCCAAAUCUAUUGCCAUUGCCCUUAACACUUAUUUCGCCUCAGUCGGAAAAUCCUUAGCUGCAAAGUUUACAACUGUCUCACAAACAUUUACAGCAAGUCCCACUCCUGUCCCGGAAACAAUGUUUGAGCUCGAAGAAGUACAAGAAUCCUAUGUUCUUGCACAACUCCAGACUUUGAAGACCAACAAAGCUAUCGGUUUGGACAAAAUAAGUGCAAGACUGUUAAAAUGUGCGUCUUGUUCAAUCAGCAAGUCUGUGACAAGAUUACUUAAUCUUUCCAUCAAGAGCAACCAUUUCCCAAAGAUUUGGAAAUGUGCUAAGGUUACGGCCCUAUUUAAAUCAGGUGAACGUUCCAAUCCUACAAACUAUCGUCCUAUCUCGGUCUUGCCUACUCCAAGUAAGAUCUUAGAGAGAACCGUUCACUCGCAAUUGUAUAGCCACCUAAUUACUAACAACUUGCUCACAAGCAAGCAGUUUGGAUUUCGACAAAGGUACUCAACCAUCACUGCCCUGACCAACUUUGCGGAUGAAACUCUGAGUAACAUGGAAUGUGGAAGGCUUUGUGGAGCUGUAUUUCUAGAUUUGUCGAAGGCAUUCGAUACAGUGGACCACAGCAUCUUACUCCACAAACUUAAAGCGAUGGGUAUGUCACCUAGCACCGUAGGUUGGUUUGAGUCCUACCUGAGCAACCGGAUGCAACAAACAUCUUGUGGAAAUGAAUUGUCAGACUCUCUUCCUGUCACUUUUGGAGUACCCCAGGGGAGCAUUUUGGGCCCACUUCUCUUUCUCAUGUACAUAAACGAUCUGCCCAGUAUUACCAAUAAAUGCAAUGUUUCCUUGUAUGCCGACGACACAGUCUUGUAUUGCUACGCCUCAGAUGUCAAUGAUCUUGAAAAAAAUCUUAAUGAAGAUUUACUCAAGUUAGCGAUUUGGUUAAAUGAGAAUAAGCUGACACUGAAUUUAAAUAAAACUCGAUCAAUGAUUAUAGGCAGUGAUAGGAAGUUAUGUAAUAUAUCUUCGAUAUCUGUCUCUGUCAACAAUACUGAAGUCUCCAACGCCAGCAAUUUCAAGUACUUAGGAGUCACCAUCACAGCCAACUUCACCUGGUCAGAACAUAUAGAUCGCAUUUCCGCUAAAGUCAAUCAACGCCUAGGUCUACUUCGUAGGAUUAAACAUCUGCUACCAUUUAAUGCACGAAUCCUUUUUUAUAACAGUCUCGUACUCCCAAUCUUUGACUAUGCGGAUGUUAUAUGGGGAGACAAAAAUAAUACAGUGUUAAUGAACAAUCUUCAGAUACUCCAGAACAAAGCCGCCAAGAUUGUUUUAGAUAGACCAUAUUUUUCAUCGGCAACAGACGCGUUAAGCACUUUAGGCUGGACCACUCUAGAACAACGCAGAUUGUAUCAUAGAUGUUUAUUUGUUUUUAAGUGUCUAAAUAAUCAUACUUCACAUGGAUUUGAACUUCUAGCGAACAGAGAAAUACACAACUACAAUACGCGAUAUAAGGACAAUUUAAGGCCACCUAAAGUGUCAAGGAAUUGGGGAAAGCAAAGACUCGCUUAUCAGGCCAUAACAGACUGGAACAAUUUGGACAAAAAGAUAAAACUAUCUACUAGUAUUUCUACAUUUAAGAGAAACUUUUUUAGCAAUCUUUGAACCGUAUAAUUUUUAAAUAUUUUUCAUAGUUAUGUAGUAUAUGCAUGUCUUUCUUGUAUAAUAGUUUAUUUAGUUCAGGACCUUUCUGAAAAUCACUUUGUGAGAAAGCUUCCUGAAAUUAAAUAUUAAUUAAAAAAAAAAAAAAGGGUCAUGAAUCGAAAAAUGUUGCUAUUGCUAGGUACAACCGAAACACUACCCUUUCAGGUAGGUGGUUGCAGAUUUCCCGUUAUGAGUUUGUUCAGUUGGUCUGGUUGAGAGAGAGGGGCUAUUAUUUGGCUGUUGAGAGAGAGGGGCUAUUAUUGCAUACAUGCAAACAUACAUUCCAUCAACAUCAAGAGUUACAUUAGGUGAAUCCUGUCACUAUGGAUUUCAUAAGAGUUCCCAAGAGAAGUGUUACUAUUGCUCACACAAGUACAGAAAAGGUAUUGAACACAGUGUUCCUGCUGGUAAACUGCUCGAGGACAAGAAACUCGUUGGUAUAUCACAGAGGUGA